UGAAGCGCGCGCCGGCGACGAGAGGGCAGACCGCGACCGGCAGCUGCACACUCGAAUCACGCUCCCUCCUCCCAACCACCCUUCCUCUUUUCCACAUCCAUCUCCCGUGGCGGUGGAAGCCAUGGACGCCUCCCGGCCAUUGCUCCACAGGCAUCACGUGCACGGAGCAUCAUUUUUAAGGUUGCUGGCUGCUACACCACUAGCCCCUCCUCCUCCGAUGUCCUUGGACCGAGCAACAGCCUGCUGAAACGCACGACUCUGCAAGCGUAAGAGAUGGGGUUCGUGGAGAGCGUCGGGAAGUACAGGCUCGGCCGGACCGUCGGCGAGGGUACCUUCGCCAAGGUCAGGCUGGCGACCGGCACCGAAACCGGCGGGACCGCCGCCGUGAAGAUCAUCGACAAGGAGAUGGUGCUCAAGAACAAACUCAUGUGCCAAGUGAAAAGGGAGAUCAGCGCGAUGAAACUUCUGAAUCACCCCAACAUAGUCAAGAUAUAUGAGGUGAUCGCGACAAAGACGAAGAUAUGCCUGGUGAUGGAGUACGUUUCAGGAGGUCAGCUCUCUGACAAGCUAAGUCACCUAAAGAGACUGGAUGAGAGGGAAGCAAAGAGGUACUUCCACCAGCUGAUUGAUGCUGUGGACUACUGCCACCGGGUUGGUGUCUACCACAGAGAUCUCAAGCCUGAGAAUUUGUUGCUAGAUAACCAGGGAAAUCUCAAGGUAUCUGAUUUUGGCCUCUGUGUGCUAACAAAGCCUGGGCAAUUGCUAUCCACAUCUUGCGGCUCACCGUGCUACAUGGCUCCUGAGGUGAUUCUGCACAAGAGUUAUGAUGGUGCGGCCGCGGAUGUCUGGUCUUGUGGCGUGAUCCUCUUUGAACUUCUAGCUGGUUAUCUGCCGUUCCAAGACCGCAGCUUGACAAACUUGUACAGAAUGAUAUCUCGUGCGCAAUUCAGUUUCCCGCAGUGGUUCACUCCCCUUCAGAAGAAACUCAUUUCCAGGAUACUGAAUCCAUCUCCGAUAAGGAGAGCAAAGAUAAGUGAUAUUUUCGAUGAUGAGUGGUUCCAAGAAAAAUACAAUCCAUCAACGAUGACUGGGAAUGAUAUCGACCAUUCUUCUGAUUUUGAAGAGGUCAGCUCAGACAGCGAUAGUUGUCACAGAACAGAGGUAAGGGAAGCUGAAGAACUGAUGGCGGAGCCCGAGCGGCUCAUCAACGCGUUCCGAUUGAUCGCGACAUGCAGUGAUCUCGACUUGUCAGGUCUCUUCCAGGAGCAGCAGAAAACAAAGCUUAGCUCGCCGCAUCCGGUGCAGGAAACACUGGAGAAGAUAAAGAUUGCAGCUCAGGAUGUGAGCCUGUCAGUGCGGAGGAUGGAUAGUUCUGUGGUGAAGCUUCAGGACAGAAGAUUGCUUGAAAGAAGCAUACCUGAUCUGACUCUUUUGGCCGAGGUGAUCGAGGUUACUCCAGUACACUGUGUCGUCCAAGUGUCCAAGUCCACUGGGGAUCUGAGAACAUAUAGAAAGUUCUGCAGAAGCCUAUCGAGGUUGCUGAAUGGAGAGCAGCAGCCUGGCAGUUCAUCUGAUUUGGAAGUGAGCACAUCUGAGUAGAGGAAGAUCAAUAAACCUCCAACAGAUAGCUGAACCAGUAAACCUCCAUUGUCUCAUGCAGAGGGUAAGAAUAUGAAUCCAUGGACGGACAAAAGAAUGCCUCCUGGCAACAGCUGACAAGGAAGAUGGUGAUAAAAAUGACAGGAGUAAAGACAGUAUCAUCGCUCUCGCAUGAUCAGCGCUAUUAUGUUGUAGCUUGCAACAAAAAAGGGCAGAUAGAAUGAACAUGCAAUUUUUUCCAUAUGCUCUUUAACCACCAGAUACAUCUUUAUUGAUUCUAGAACCUCCAUAUGUAAAUGGCGUGCUUUUAUCAACCUUUUUUUAUUAACAUCGCACAAACUUGUGGUA
Molecule: messenger RNA, 1947 nt
Organism: Phragmites australis (common reed)
Lineage: Eukaryota; Viridiplantae; Streptophyta; Magnoliopsida; Poales; Poaceae
Product: CBL-interacting serine/threonine-protein kinase 21-like
Exons: 14
Coding region: 274-1599 (441 amino acids)
Biological process (GO): protein phosphorylation; signal transduction
Molecular function (GO): protein kinase activity; ATP binding
Source: RefSeq, a predicted model, not a curated record